AUGCUGUUGAAUGGCAGAAAGCGUUGGAAUGACGACACGGCGCUGGAUGACAGGAACCAGGACUCUGGUACUCUGGGACCGUCCGAAUCCCGCGGCCCGGCGUACCUUGUACGCCUCCCAGCGCCUCGUCGUGUGCGAGAUCUGGAGGUGAUCAGUGUCAUUCGUCCGUCCACUAAUCCGGAACUCGGGAACAAGAUGAAGGACGCCAGCCUCGACAUCUGA
Molecule: messenger RNA, 222 nt
Organism: Trichosporon asahii var. asahii CBS 2479
Lineage: Eukaryota; Fungi; Basidiomycota; Tremellomycetes; Trichosporonales; Trichosporonaceae
Exons: 2
Coding region: 1-222 (73 amino acids)
Source: RefSeq, a predicted model, not a curated record